AUGUCUGGACGACUGAGAAGGAAACGGCUUGUUGCAGGGUGUCAGCGAUGCCGGGUUCGGCAUUUGAAAUGCGAUGCCGAUGACCGAGGUUGCCAGCACUGUCGACAAGCGGCAGUAGAUUGUGACAGAACCAACCUUCGAUUCCGGACCGGCCUGGCACUGCCCAAAGACCCCGAUGCUGCGUUUCCUGGUCAAGGCCAUUGGCCCCAGCUUCACGGGAAAGUACGCUUCCACGAUGAGACUGCCGAGAUUGCCGGUCUGUACUCGGAUUGGCAGCCCGAGGGCCCCUCGGGAUUGAUCUAUGAUCCAUAUAUCCACGUGGCACAACGAGGCAGAACUGACUUUCAGACGCAGGGGAGCCUCGACUUAAGGCUAUCCCAUGGAUCUGAUCUCCCAUCUCAAUUGUCACCGCACUCCACCACAAAAGACCCAUUUUCAUCGAAAUCAUCUUUGGUGCCUGUAACACCCAACAGAACAAGGUCGGGUUCAGAGUCACUCUAUAAUUUGACGGAGCGGGAAGCUGUUCUGAUGAGAAACUUCGUUGAGAACAUGGCCUUAUGGGCUGAUAUAGCAGACCCUCAUCGUCACUUUGGAACAGAGGUGCCAGUGAGGGCCUUCAAAGAGCCCGUUCUGCGCUAUGCAAUUCUGGCGUUUUCCUCGCGGCAUCUUAAUAGACAGGCCAGCGGGGAUGCAACGGAGGCAUUGCAGUAUCAUAAUUGUUGCGUUCAGCUUCUGAUCCCGGCCCUCUCAGGGGGCCAAGAGCAAAUGACAGAAGAUAUCCUUGCUGCUGUUGCCAUUCUUCGUCAACAUGAAGAGAUGGAUGGGGAGGACAAUCAAUUUCAUCUUACCGGCACCACACAUAUCCUUAAUACGGUGUCAACACUUGGUUCAUCUGGUGGUGUAGGGGAAGCUGCCGCCUGGCUUUGUCUUCGUGAAGAUAUCUAUAUUUCGCUGACUCGACAACGUCCGUUGGGGACCAAUCUCCAGAGCUUUGAUCAGUCUGACGUCUUUCAGAGAGAUGAUGAUUUCGCAUGGUCAAGCAGAAUGGUGUUUCUUCUCGCGAAGGUCCUUCAGAACGCUUUCACUCAAUCUGCCUCGACGCAUGGCAUGGACCUUACAAUUGAAGAGUGGUAUUCUUCAAAGCCGUCCACGUUUGAACCUAUUAGGGUUGUGCCGCGAGGACCAGAGCGUGGCCAACGCUUUCCCGUCAUUUGGAUGCUCUUACCAGUGCAUGUGAUUGGUCUUCAGUACUAUCACAUUGCCAAGAUUGUUUUGGCUCUUUCUGAAUGCCCAAUGGCCUCGUCGGCGUAUGAAAGCCUACGGCUAUCACGGGCUGUCGAGAGAAAUAUCCGUCAUCACCUGCUUGUGGUCUUGGGACUGGCGCAGUCAAACGUUAAGGCCGAGAAUACGUUGUUCACGGCGAGGCAUAGCUUGAUGGCUUGGGGCUGGGUCCUGCGGCAUCGCCUUGACCAGGAGACCGCAGAAUCUCUGUUACAGGCUAUGCACACCAGGACUGGAUGGAACAUGGACUCACUGGUCAAAGCACUGCGCAAACAGUGGAAAGAGGAGGAUGAAGGCAACGAAGGCUAG
This is a messenger RNA of Penicillium alfredii, 1590 nucleotides long. RefSeq lists its product as uncharacterized. The record is from RefSeq and is a predicted model, not a curated record. The coding region runs from base 1 to 1590 and encodes 529 amino acids. Lineage: Eukaryota; Fungi; Ascomycota; Eurotiomycetes; Eurotiales; Aspergillaceae. Gene Ontology annotation, cellular component: nucleus. Gene Ontology annotation, biological process: positive regulation of transcription by RNA polymerase II. Gene Ontology annotation, molecular function: transcription cis-regulatory region binding; zinc ion binding; DNA-binding transcription factor activity, RNA polymerase II-specific. The transcript is spliced from 10 exons.